Salvia miltiorrhiza (redroot sage) is the source of this 3628-nucleotide messenger RNA. RefSeq names its product kinesin-like protein KIN-7E. The coding region runs from base 286 to 3405 and encodes 1039 amino acids. Gene Ontology annotation, molecular function: microtubule motor activity; microtubule binding; ATP binding. The transcript is spliced from 12 exons. Gene Ontology annotation, biological process: microtubule-based movement. NCBI's taxonomy places the organism in Eukaryota, Viridiplantae, Streptophyta, Magnoliopsida, Lamiales, Lamiaceae. The record is from RefSeq and is a predicted model, not a curated record.
UCCUCAUUCUCUUUUUUGUGUAUGUGUUCGUUUCUCCAACCCUACAAUGGGUUAUAGUUUCAUCUUGCAUAUACCAUAUUAAUUAAUUUCUCAGUUUAGGAAAAUCUAAGCCUGCGAUUUCCAGAACAUAAUCAAUCCACAAUUUCAUAUAUAUCUACAUCUACAUAUAAGAUAAAGGAGAGCAGAGGCUUAACGUAAAAGGUGGGGACAUAAGUCCCUCUCUUUGUUAAAAAGAGAGGGCAGAGGGCAGCUUCUUGAGGUGGGAAUUAAAAAUAGGAUUAGAAAAUGGCAUCGGUUUGUGGAGAUGAGAUGGUGGAAUGGGAGAAUGCAAGUGCACAUGAGGAGAAAAUCUAUGUUGCAGUGAGGGUUAGGCCUCUGAGUGAUAGGGAAAUCUCAAAGAAUGAUUUGUCGGAUUGGGAGUGCAUCAACAACACCACCAUCAUUUUCAAGAACACUCUUCAAGAACGUUCUCAACUUCCCAGUGCCUACACCUUCGAUAGAGUUUUUGGGGUUAACUCUCCAACAAAGCAUGUCUACGAGGAAGCUGCCAAGAAGAUUGCACUCUCUGUGCUCAGUGGGAUAAACUCAACUAUCUUCGCGUACGGCCAAACAGGCAGUGGAAAGACAUUCACUAUGUGUGGAAUCACAGAAUGUGCCAUAGCUGAUAUAUACGACUACAUACACAAGCAUCAUGAGCGAAACUUCGUUCUAAAAUUCUCUGCCAUGGAGAUCUACAAUGAAGCAGUGAGGGACCUUCUGCAAUCUGAUGGCACUCCCCUUAGACUUCUUGAUGAUCCGGAGAGAGGGACUAUAGUCGAUAAGCUUACAGAGGUGACCUUAAAGGACUCGCACCAGCUAAGAGAGUUGUUAUCUAUUUGUGAAGCUCAAAGGCGAAUAGGCGAGACUAAUCUCAACGAACUCAGCUCUCGAUCUCAUCAAAUUCUGCGCUUGACUGUUGAAAGUGAAGCUGUUCAGUACAUGGGAGUGCCAAGUUCUAGCACUUUAACAGCUUCAGUGAAUUUUGUUGAUCUGGCUGGGAGUGAACGUGCUUCUCAAACCAACUCAGCUGGAACACGGCUCAAGGAAGGGUGCCACAUAAACCGCAGUCUACUAUCCCUUGGAACUGUGAUCCGAAAACUAAGCAAAGGAAGAAAUGCGCACAUCCCAUACAGAGACUCGAAGCUGACGCGCAUACUGCAGAACUCGCUGGGUGGGAACGCGAGGACUGCUAUCAUAUGCACCAUGAGCCCUUCCCACAGCCACGUGGAGCAGUCGAGGAACACCCUUCACUUUGCCAACUGCGCCAAGCAAGUUCACACCAACGCCCAAGUCAAUGUGGUCAUGUCCGAGAAGGCACUCGUCAAGCAGCUCCAGAAGGAAUUAGCCAGGCUAGAGUCUGAGUUGAAGAAGAUUCACUCCCACUCCAACCCCGCCCCAACUGCUCUCAAAGAGAAGGAACUUCUCAUUCAAAAGAUGGAUCAACAGAUAAAAGAGCUCAUUAAUCAACGCGAUCUCGCUCAGUCUCGCAUGGAGAAUAUGCUGCACCAUCAAACCUCAAGAUCUUGGAGUCACGACGGAGCUUCCUGGACUGAUGAAUAUCCGGCCUCCGAAGCUUCCGAGCUCAUGGAUCCCCUCAGGUUGGACGUUGUGUCGCAGUCUGGCAGAUACCAACCCAGGAUUGCGGAUCAGUUCCCCGACAACAACGAAGAGCAGUUCCUGUCCGGUACCAUGUCACCCAGAAUCUGCAUCGACAAGUACUUCGGCCCCGAUCCAUGCCAAGGAUGGGAGAAGAUGGCUCAACAGAAUUGCACCAAUUCAAGAAACUCCCUCUCAAGAAACUCCAACUCCUUGUCAAGUGUUUCUUCGCCACGCAAUCUCUCUUCUUCCCCACGCCAUCACUUGUCCACUGCUUCCUCUCCACGCACCAGAGAGCGCCUCUCAGGGCGAUCUCUUGCUUCCUCAGACUUUAUUGCAUCUGAUCUGAGUCCAAAAACAGAUAGGACCAGAAACAGUGUAGGCCGAUCUCUUGCUUCCUCAGAUUUCAAUGCAUCUGAUCUGAGUCCAAGAACAGAUAGGAGCAGAAGCAGUAUAGGGCGAUCUCUUGCUUCAUCAGACUUCAAUGCAUCUGAUCUGAGUCCAAGAACUGAUGGGAGCAGACACUGUAUAGGGCGAUCUCUUGCUUCCUCGGACUUGAAUGCAUCUGAUCUGAGUCCCAAAACAGAUAGGACCAGAAACUGUGAAGCAAUCCUGGCAUCGAUCAUGAAUGCGAGUGAAACACCACCGAUUCUAGAGAAGAUAUCCGGUAAAAAGACACUGGCUGCUUUGCUCAGAGAGAACUCGCGGAGACUCUCUGAUGCAAAGAUACAGUCUAUUACUGAUUCUCUAGCCAGACAGGACUCGGAGAGGUUUUCCGACGUUAAGCUGCACUUCAUUAGUGAUUCUUUAUCCGGAGAGGACUCCGGGAGGUUCUCCGAUGCAACGAUGCAAUCUGUUAGUGAUUCUCUAUCCAGACAGGAUUCCGGGAGGCUGUCUGAUGCAAGAAGGCAGUCUAACAAUGAUGCUCUGUCUAGACAGAACUCAUCCGAUGUAAGAAAACAGUCGAAUAGUGCUGUUGCUCUGACAAGACAAAACUCCACAAGGGGAAAAUCUAUGAGCAUUGAGUCCCACCAACCUAAGACAGUGAAGCAACAGGAAACGAACAAGGUGAGUAGUGCUGCACAAGGCAAAGCUAAGAAGGAAAAGACAGCUGAAGAAAGUGCAGGUAGCAAAGCUAAGAAGGAAAAGGCAGUGGAAGAAGGUAAGAGUAAGAAGGAUAGGAGGUCAAAUGGCGGUGAAGAGAUUGCUACACCUACUAAAGCUAAGAAGGAAGAAAGUGAUGCAGAUUGGAAGGUUGAGUUCGAAAGGCGGAAGCGAGAGAUAAUCCAACUCUGGGACGAAUGCCACAUCCCUCUUGUCCAUAGGAGCUACUUUUACCUUCUCUUCAAAGGAGAUCCAUCAGAUGCAGUCUACAUGGAAGUAGAGCACCGCCGCCUCACCUUCCUCAAAGCUGGAAACAAAGACGCCAAAGAUGAGGUCCCUUCAAGCCCAAAGGCUCUGCAACGCGAGCGCGAGAUGCUGAGCAGGCGGAUGCUGAAGAAGCUCACCAACAAGGAGAGGGAAGCUCUAUUCCAAAAGUGGGGCAUAGAGGUGAAAUCAAAGCAGAGGAGGCUGCAGCUGUGCCGUAAGCUGUGGACUGAUACCAAAGACAUGGAUCACGUGAACGAGAGCGCCGCAAUCGUGGCCAAACUGGCUGGGCUCAAGGAAGCAGGGCAGGCCCCCAAAGAAAUGUUUGGCCUCACCUUAGUCCCCAAACAGACCAACUCCAAGUCAUUCAGCUGGAGGCAUCCCAUUCCUUCCAUCAUCUGAUUUACCCAUCAAAUGGUUUUGUAUUUUUUUUGUUAGGUUUUCGACUACCGUCUGUAUAUACGAUACAUUGUUGAGACCCUAACUCCUCUUUCUUAUUUCCCUUCCUAAUACACUAAAGCUCCACUGCAGUAUGUGAAUUCAUCCUAUCAUUGCUUCAUAACUUACAUACAAGUAAGAGGCUCUAACAUUAUGAAUUUAGUCAAAACCAUAUCUUUAUUCAACA